UCGUCACUAGUUAUCAUAGCCACAAAUAAACCCCGCCCAUUUGUACAAUUUAUAUUUUUUAAAUGUGAUUUUAAAGCAUACCCUAACCGUAACCACACUGCUAACCCUAUGCCUCGUCCUAACCUUCAAUUAAGACCAAAAAUAUAUUAGGUUUAAUACAUUUUUAAUAUGUAGGCCAAUUUGACUUUGUGGCUGUGGUAACUAGUGGAAGAUCUUGUUGCGCCCUGGAAUUGGGUCUGACGGCAACUCUCAACCAUAGAGAAUGAUAGAGAGGCCUGUAAGUGCCCAAAGGCCUUUUUAGCAUGAGCAGCACCAUUGAGUGCUUCCACCACUGCAAUGUAGUCAACUGGGUGAGACGUCCAACUUCAUUAGCUGAGCCCUCCUGGUGACCCUGUUGGAGUCAUGUCCGACCUGGACAUGAAGGGAUCAGCGAAUCGAGAAGAAGAAAAUGGACUACUUUAAAAUGGAGAUAGCCUCAAUGGCGCUGCCCAUGCUCUCACAUAAAUUAUAAUGGCACAGAUACAAAGACGAGCCCUCUAUCUAUCUCUAUGCUCUAAACUUUCUUCUUAUUCUUAGUGUGGUUUUCCAGCUGCCUUUCACAGGUCGGAGUGUGAAUUGCACAUUUGUUCAAAAUUGUACCCUCCAGAUUUCACAAAAAAAGGGCAAUGGGAAAAAGAAAUGGGCCCCACCAUCUAACUUUACAUAAACGCCCACCACCCAACAAACCCACCACCCUUUCCCACUAUUUUGGCCCUAACAGAUCCUCCCAGAACCUCCUGUAGUUUUUCUUCACCAAAAUCUCUGACACCCAAAGCUUCUCUGCUGCUGCUAUUACCUCAUCAAUCUUCUUGGAUUUUCCGUUCCAUUUAUGAGGUACAAUUAAUGACCAUGGUUAAUUUCCUCACUGCUUCAGCAUAACACUUUCUGCACUGCUCGAAAACUGGCAACCUCAAACGGACUCUCUUGACCCACACAGCUCUUUCCACCGAAACUAAACACAAGUCAGAUGUUUUAGACCCGACAGCGAGCCAGGCGGAUAGCAUCUCGAUUGCUAAUGUCUGACGGUGUAUUGAGAGAUGCAGAUGCUGUCCCCGAUGCGGGCGCCUGUCGUUUGAAGCCGGUCGAAACUCCAAGAACCAAUACAGGCAGAACCAUGGACAGAUCCUGUAAAAAAUGGUCAGCCUGUGGUGUGCGUGGGUGAGGAGGAAAGCGGGUAAGGAGAUGGGCUGCACCUCGGCCAAGCAGGUGUCGGCAGUGCCAAGUGGUGAGGAGGGCCGCAGUAAAGCCUACAGCAAUGGGGACCUUCUUUCCGACGAGUACAAAAAAGGAGUGGAAAAGGUCAAGUAUAUCAAUGGAGAAGAGGACAGACUGAACACCUGCAACCAGGACAGCACGGAGAAAACUGCCCUGCUUACUAGGGUCCAACGCACAGAUGACACAGGAUCAAAUGGCAAUGGGAAGACACAUAUCCAUUCUUCAGAGAGCCAGCAAGAGUUCUUCAGGAUGCUGGAUGAGAAGAUAGAAAAGGGGCAGGACUACUGCUCAGAGGAAGAGGAUAUGACAUAGCACUGACGUCCGCUAUCUGCUCCCCUGAGAAGAAGGAUUUGUCCAAUGGAGGCUGGUGUUAUUUCAGCCAUUACAAUGAGCCAUUCCAUUCCAGCCAUUACAAUGAGCCCAUCCUCCAAUUUCUCCCUCCACUUGCCUCCACUGGAUUUUUCCAAUGGCAUGGACAGACUAUACCACAUAUACCUUACCCAAUGGCCCCUCCUCCUUUUGGACUGGCCCAUUUCGUGGAUGGAGUGGGAGACACGUUGACCCUCAAGCACCUUUGCUUACCACACUGUCUAUAUCUACAACCGUCUCCCCGUAACAGAUGUUUGAGUCCAUUGCGACAAUGUCCCCCCCCCACCCCACCCCAAAGGAGGAAGGACCACUUCCAGGCGUAUAAUUUUGAACAACUCUCCAAGUCUGUCGCCAUGGUUACCCUGCACACGAAGUACAGCAGCUGCUCUAGACUCUGUGACUGUGGUCCGUUAAAAGACACUGGCAUUCUAGUCAUUUUGAACCCAUGGAUUGACUAAAGCCACGACCAAUAACCAUGAUGGUAUCAGUCUCAAAGAACAUUUGUCAAUCCUUAUCUGAUUCUGAUUGGAUUAUGAACAGUGGAGGUAAUGGAGAGCAGAAGAAAAUGAAUCUGGGAAUUAUUCCAGGGGUCGUAUUCAUUGGGCACCAAAUGGAAGAAAACGUUCUGAAACAGGGAGGGCCUUCGAAUAAGAAGCGGCAGUUGACAUUUUCCAUAGCAAAAUGUUUUUUUCUACAGUGUUCCCUAAUGAAUGCGAUCCAGGUGGCUGGAAACAUUGAGCAUUGCAGAUAGAAACACGAAUACAGCUGCUGAUGCUCCUUAUCAUUGCAUUAUAUCCUUAUCUCUAUGUAGUGUAUAUCUAUCUGCAACAUUCCAAGCGUGCCACCCCAAUGAACACACCCUUGGAGGGGAAACCGGGGCUACUUACUUCCUGCAUUCCAAGACACUUUUUGAAUCUUCUUUUCUACAGUAUGUUCAUAUGCGAUUCAUAGUCUUAUCUAUGUCUUCUUACUUCACCACGUAGGUUAUUCUUGUUUAAUUUUAAUGCUCAGGGUUGAAGUGUUCUAGUCAUUGUCUUUUGUAGGAGAGCCUACCUCUUCAUUAGGCUUUGUUGUCCCAUUUGUGUACACACACACGGUUAUUUCCCUAGCACCCUACUGUCACUAUCUGUUCUUCUUACCUGUUAAUAAGACCAUCUCAGUGUUAAAUCUACAGGCAGUAUACUGUAUUAGGAGCAUAGAUCAUGCAAUGGUCUUUGCAUUUGUCGUCAUGGUCAUUUUUCUGUGCUUGUUUUUCAUGUUCAAAUGUGUUUUUUUUUUAUUAUAGUCAAAUAAAAAACAAGAAAUGUU
This is a messenger RNA of Oncorhynchus tshawytscha (Chinook salmon), 2931 nucleotides long. RefSeq lists its product as uncharacterized. The transcript is spliced from 7 exons. Bases 1174 to 1566 code for a protein of 130 amino acids. The record is from RefSeq and is a predicted model, not a curated record. Lineage: Eukaryota; Metazoa; Chordata; Actinopteri; Salmoniformes; Salmonidae.